AAUCUUAUACAGGGUGUCCGCGGGAUCUUAAAAAGUAUUAAAAGUUGAUGAAUCCAUUUUGGGAAAAUUAAGGCCCUUAAAAGGUAUUAAAAAGUCUUAAUCACGAUUUUAUGAGGUAUUAAAUUUUGUUCAAGCUUUGUCAAAAGAGUUUGACUCCAAAAAGUAUUCAUGAAUAUAUUUAUUUUCAUCCCCAUAAUAACUAUUAAAAAACAACGGCAUGCUCGGUCAGAGAUUGGCUCAGGGUGCGCGCGCCGUCUACGGGUGACGUCACGUAUUUUGCGAAAUGCGCGGUUAGGUGAUGUCUGAUGUGUCGCCCUCCACACGUCGUGAAACAGACUCCGAAAUGGGGAAAUGUAAAUUUGCGGACUCCUGGUUGGAGAAGGAUGAAUUUAAACAAUGGCUGAAGCCUGUAGCUGAAAACAACCGUGAGGCUUACUGUACAUAUUGUAAAAAGAAGAUCAACGCUGUCAAGUCCCACAUGUACGGUGCUAGCCACAAGGCCGCCGUUGGCCGCAGAUAGCAGUCGCAGCUGUCCAUCGCCAGUUUCUGUGCUCCAACAGCGACACCAAUACCUAACACGACAGCUGAACUUGUCAAAACAGCUACGACAGCGACCUCUGCCCCAUCAUCGGCCGACAUCAGGGUGGCUAUGGGCGGCACAUCGACAAUGCACACGGAGGUUAUCUGGUGUCUCAAUACUGCAGUGAAAAAUACUGUCUGGAACACUGAAGAUGGAAUCUGAAAUGGUAUGUUGAUGACUUCUUUGUUUCUUUAUGUGAGUGAAGUUAUUAGCCAUGUCUGCAAAGCAGAAAUACAACACACUCUGGAAAAGAGUGAAAAGAGAUCAGGAGAAAUCUCAUGUAGAGGACAUAGAGAUACAAACGAGCUCUACUAGUCUGGAGCUCUUUAGUGAGCCCCUUCAGCAAACACAGCCCAUUGAGGGAACACAGAGUGAAUCUGAGAGUGAUGUUGAAAUGCAGGGGGCUCAUGCAAAUUAUGAUUCAAAUUCUGAUGAUGCAGACUUAGAUGACACACCAUCUUUAGGAGUUAGACUUGCACAGUGGGCCAAUGAAUUUCAGGUCAAACAUAAUGCAGUGGAUGGCCUUCUUAAAAUUCUUGGUGAACAUCACCCAGCGCUCCCAAAAACCGCAAGGACGUUGCUUGGAACAUGUGAAAAUGUGACCUUAGACACAAAAUCUGGGAUGCAGUACUACUACUUUGGAUGUAAAGAACAGCUGUGUGGGUAUUUAAAAAUUUACCCCAGCGAUGUUGUCACCCAGUUAGACUGUCUGGACAUUUCUUUGAAUAUUGAUGGUUUACCACUAUUCAAAAGUAGCAAUCAGUCACUGUGGCCAGUUUUGUGCAAAAUCAAUUUGGCUCCUUCCACUGUCUUUCCUCUUGCUCUCUGUUUUGGUGCGUCUAAGCCUACAAAUCUCGAUUUUUUUGACAGAUGUAGCGCAUGACCUCAGGGAUAUUUUGCUGGAUGGGUUAGAGACUGACAGUGGUCUUUUACGAGUUCAUCUGCGCUGUAUCAGUUGUGAUGCACCUGCAAAGGCACUUGUUAAAUGCACAAAGCAAUAUUCAGGCUAUUUUGGUUGUGAUAAGUGCACACAGAAAGGCUUCUGGGAUGGCAGGCGGGUUAUAUACCCAGAGACAACUAAUCUUACUCUGAGAACAGAUGUGUCUUUCCGCGAGCAGCUUCAGGAGGAGCACCACCGAUCAUCUGGGGUGUCUCCAUUUUGCAUGCUCCCAUUAGACAUGAUUUAGCAAUUUCCUGCAGAUUACAUGCAUCAGUGCUGUCUUGGAGUGAUGCGAAAACUGAUUGUUUUGUGGUUGCGUGGAAAUCUUAGAACCAGAUUAUCUUCUGGCCAAGUAAGGGAGAUCAGUUCCAGGCUUCUUGGUUUGAGACCAUUCAUGCCAGACCUUUUUGCAAGGAAGCCACGUGGCCUAGAAGACAUUGACCGGUGGAAAGCUACUGAACUGCGACAGUUUGCGCUUUACACAGGCAAAAUUGUGCUGAAAGGUGUUCUCUCUGAUGAACUCUAUGAACAUUUUAUGCUGUUCACUGUGGCUUUGGCCAUCCUAGUGUGCCCACAACUAGUGAAACAGUACACCUCUUUUGCAUCAGAUCUGUUGGUUCACUUUGUAGAGGAAGGCAGAAAGUUGUAUGGGGAUGAGUUCCUUGUGUACAAUGUGCACUCUAUGGUUCACCUUGCUUCUGAUGCACAUGCAUACGGUGGGCUAGAUGAGUGUAGUGCUUUUCCCUUUGAAAAUUACCUGCACCAGCUGAAGAGGCUAGUACGCUCAGGUAGAAACCCUCUGUCACAAAUUAUAAGACGUCUUGGUGAAAUUGACAAGCACAGAGAGGAACUGAAUAACAAGCCUGCAGCUGUGUUGAAAACACAAAAACCAAACAAUGUCUUUGUUCUCAGUGACUUACAGUGUUGUGAGGUCGUUUCUGUGGUAGAUGCUACAGGGAAAGUGGAUAGAAUGGUGCUUUGUCGUGUUUAUGACAACCCUGAGCCGCUAUUCAUGCAGCCUUGUGACUCCAGGUUAAUUGGUGCUUAUAAGGCCCAAGUGAGGCACACCAGAAUGAAACAAUUGUCUCAAAGGCUAUUGGUCAGAAAGGCAUUUUUAAUUGCUGACUACUUUAACGAUGUCUUUAAUACCUUUCUGGACUUUGAAUGAUGGUAAAUACAUUGCUUUCUAUGGAGGAUUAAAAAAAACUUGGAUUUCAUCAAAAAUAUUCAUUUGUGUUGUGAAGAUGAAAAAAGAACUGACAGGGUUGGAAUGACACAAGGGUGAGUAAUUACUGACAAAUUUCAUUUUUUGGUGAAUUAACCCUUUAAGCAGUGUUGUUUUGCAGUUUUCACCAUGGUCACCAUAUUAGUGCAUGAGAGAUAUUUAAGACCAAUAGCAAGGUUGGUAUGUUUAGCUAAUAAUAACCAAACAAAGAUAUGGUUUAGGUUUGUAGUGGAAAAAAACAACCUGACUCAAAGUGGAGACUGGUUGCUUUGUGUUAGGGGAUGCUAUGCCUCCAUAUUGUGUCAAAAUCACAUCUUGGUUUUGAUUGGACUAGGUUUUCUCUUACUGUUUUUGGUCUGUUGCUCAAGCAAAACUGUCAUGUGGCUUCAGAAGAUUUGGGAUAGUGUACACUUUAAUGGAGUAUUUUAUGGUAUUUUUUUUCCUCUUCUCCCCACCUUAUUUUGUGGCUGAAAGCAGUCAGGAGUAUUCUUCAAAUUAUCUAUUUAUAUAUAACAUAGAAGAAGGUCAUGAAGCAUGAGGGAUCUUAAAUGAUGAUAAUGUUUUUCAAAAAUGUUUUGAUUUUGUAAUUACUUAAUUGGUAAAUGAUGAAUUGCGGAAAUAUGGUUUGUAAACUGUCAAGGGGACAGAAUGCGAGGACUUGUCUGUAUAACAGAAUGUUAACCGAAGUUAAUGUUAAGAGUGGAACAUAGGUAGUAUGCUAUAAGGAACUAGGGCCAUUGAGCUAAAUACUUAUGUAUAUAUUUGUGUGUUUAUGUGCAGUAUCUGAGUUAUCGAGGGUUUGGAGCCAAAGGGGUUUGAAGUGCAGAAUCAGAUCACUUCAAUUGCGCUCAUGCCCCUUUUGCUCCAAACCCUCAGUAUGGUUUCUCUUUCAGAGAUAUGCAGUGAUUAAGUUCCCCCAGGACAACACAGUUGAUGUAGUGCCUUCCAACUGGCUUGAAGUAACAAAAGAGGCUAUAUAUUGCUACUGGCCAAGAAAAAACUUUACUGCCAAAGCAAAGAGAAGAGACACUCCAGAUACUACCUUCUGGUCAAAACAUGUUGCAGUGGUUAUGGUGUAUGCAGAUAGCUAUGAGGAAGCCAGACUGAAGGCCAACCAGGCCACAGUGACAUCAAACCUGGAGAGCGAUGAGGAACCUUCACGGAGACCAGUACGACCUCCAGCUAGAUAUAGGAGACAGCUGGAUAGUGGUGAUGAUGAAGACUCCCCACCACCACCAAAGACACGCAUUUUAAGCACACCUAAAUUUACCCCAAGAAAAGAAUAUUUUGGAGAAAGGUGUCAUCUAAGUGUACAAGAACCAGAAACUGCCAUGUCUGACAGGGAAACUCAACAUGAAGGUGGGAUAAAAUAUUUAAAUGAUUAUAGAAUGACUUGAAUGACUAUUGUGACUUGAAAAUACGCAUGUGCACCCCUGGAAAAAAGUUUAAGCUCAGAAAGUUUCUUCGCAUUUAGCCCUAUUAUAGGCUAUUCACAUUCUUUACUGUGGUAAAGUAGAAAAAACACCGUAGGACAGAAACCUUUUUGCUUGCACGUCAAUUUCUAUUUAACACAGUUUGUGCU
Molecule: messenger RNA, 4327 nt
Organism: Megalobrama amblycephala (Wuchang bream)
Lineage: Eukaryota; Metazoa; Chordata; Actinopteri; Cypriniformes; Xenocyprididae
Exons: 7
Coding region: 3498-4142 (214 amino acids)
Source: RefSeq, a predicted model, not a curated record